AUGAAGCUUUACCCUUCCAUUUCCGAGGACCUUGCCGACUGGGUGCAGAAGCAGCCUGUAUUCUUUACAGGUUCAGCUCCGACCCAGGGCUCUCAUAUCAAUGUCUCUCCCAAAGGCGCAGACGCACAUUUCGCUGUCCUAACACCCAAUACCUGUGCCUAUAUCGACCGCACUGGCUCCGGAUGUGAGACCAUUGCCCACUCAUAUGACAAUGGCCGCCUGUGUUUGAUGUUUAUGAGUUUCGGUCCCGCUCCUCGGAUUGUUAGGUUCUUCUGUCGGUCUAGGAUUGUCGAGUGGGAUGACCCAUCGUUCCCUACUCUAGUCCGCACCAUCUCCAGGAACAAGCGAGAUUUUGAUGGCGCCAGAGCAGUCAUCCUGGCAGAUGUGUUUGAAGUCCAGACAAGCUGCGGCUUCGGUGUUCCUCGGGUGAAAAGAGGUAUAUACGCACCCGAGGAGGCCUCUCAGAAGGACUUGUCUCUCGAACAAAUUCUUCAAGAGGGUGUGGUUGGUAAAGUAAAUGAGCUGGCUGUGUUUGAGGAGCGGCCUACCAUGGAUGUGUGGGCAGGAAAGCAAGUUGAAGCCAAUACGAUGUUGGAUUACCAUAAGCAAACCAACGUGCUGAGCAUGGAUGGUUUGCCUGGGCUUAGAGCUGCUCGUCGGAGCGUGGGAGAGACGCUAUGGUUUACGGACGCGAAGGCGCGUGCAAGGAAGGUUUUUGCUCAAAGCGAAGCGAUUGCAGUUGGAUUUGUUCUAGCAUUGUUGUUGUACGUUGUCAUGUUUUCAGUGGGAGCGAUUUCAGCGACUUGGCCAAGGAUUCUGGCUUGA
Messenger RNA from Fusarium sp. VM40, 825 nucleotides. The record is from the annotation of a GenBank genome assembly. Lineage: Eukaryota; Fungi; Ascomycota; Sordariomycetes; Hypocreales; Nectriaceae.